Molecule: messenger RNA, 456 nt
Organism: Sciurus carolinensis (gray squirrel)
Lineage: Eukaryota; Metazoa; Chordata; Mammalia; Rodentia; Sciuridae
Gene: Iqcf3
Product: IQ motif containing F3
Exons: 3
Coding region: 1-456 (151 amino acids)
Molecular function (GO): calmodulin binding
Source: RefSeq, a predicted model, not a curated record
AUGACGUUCUGCAGGAAGUGUGGUCCAGAGAUACAAGUAACUGAGAGCGAAAGGCAAAAGAAGUUGCUUCUUAAAAAACGCCACAAAAAAAGGGUCCGGGCAGCUCAGAAGAUUCAGGCCUGGUGGCGUGGCCACCUGGUGCGACGGACCCUGCUUGUCGCUGCCCUCAGGGCCUGGAUGAUUCAGGGCUGGUGGAGGAUGGUCCUGCUGCGGCGGGCACAUAAGCAUCAGAAAUACCUUCUGAGGCUGUAUGUAAUCCAGGAGAAGUCAGCCGUCAAACUCCAGUCCUGUGUUCGUAUGUGGCAGUGCCGUCAAUAUUACCAACUGGACUACACUCUCCCUGUGUCCCAAACCCCAAAGAGCAGCCUUAUCUUCCAGAACAGUGAUGUUCUGCAGGUACAAUGUAAAGUUGUUUCCAAGCAACCAGAGUUCCACAUUGAAAUUGUAUCAAUCUAA